Molecule: messenger RNA, 1467 nt
Organism: Neoarius graeffei (lesser salmon catfish)
Lineage: Eukaryota; Metazoa; Chordata; Actinopteri; Siluriformes; Ariidae
Gene: actc1a
Product: actin alpha cardiac muscle 1a
Exons: 8
Coding region: 230-1363 (377 amino acids)
Source: RefSeq, a predicted model, not a curated record
UUGAUAUGUCUUAAUUUUUCACUUGUACUUUAUUUUUUGUCAUUUUUUUAAAAAUUACAUUGUGAAGUAUAUGAUAAACUUUAUUCAUACAGGUUAUCUUGUGUAGCCAAAAGAAACAGGCUUCACCCAAAAGGAGACGCUCAUAGAGUAAUAGUGGGGAGAAUAUCAUAUUCUUACUGUUAUUUAUUUCCUUUUAGACCAUCCCAGAAAAAAAAAAAAAAACCUAAUCAUGUGUGACGACGAUGAGACCACCGCCCUCGUGUGUGACAAUGGCUCUGGUUUGGUCAAGGCUGGGUUUGCCGGUGAUGAUGCUCCCCGUGCUGUCUUCCCUUCCAUCGUUGGAAGACCCCGUCACCAGGGUGUGAUGGUCGGUAUGGGUCAGAAGGAUAGCUACGUUGGAGACGAGGCCCAGAGCAAGAGAGGUAUUCUGACUCUGAAGUACCCCAUUGAGCACGGUAUCAUCACCAACUGGGAUGAUAUGGAGAAGAUCUGGCACCAUACCUUCUACAAUGAGCUGCGUGUGGCCCCUGAGGAGCACCCCACACUGCUCACUGAGGCCCCCCUCAACCCCAAGGCCAACAGGGAGAAGAUGACCCAGAUCAUGUUUGAGACCUUCAAUGUCCCAGCCAUGUAUGUGGCCAUCCAGGCUGUGCUGUCCCUGUAUGCCUCUGGCCGUACCACUGGUAUUGUGCUGGACUCUGGUGAUGGUGUGACUCACAACGUCCCCAUCUAUGAAGGUUACGCUCUCCCCCAUGCCAUCAUGCGUCUGGAUCUGGCUGGUCGUGACCUGACUGACUACCUGAUGAAGAUCCUGACUGAGCGUGGCUACUCUUUUGUGACCACUGCUGAGCGUGAGAUUGUGCGUGACAUCAAGGAGAAGCUGUGCUAUGUCGCUCUGGACUUUGAGAAUGAGAUGGCCACUGCUGCAUCAUCCUCCUCCCUGGAGAAAUCCUACGAGUUGCCUGAUGGCCAGGUCAUCACCAUUGGCAAUGAGCGUUUCCGUUGCCCAGAGACCCUCUUCCAGCCUUCCUUCAUUGGUAUGGAGUCUGCUGGUAUCCAUGAGACUGCCUACAACAGCAUCAUGAAGUGUGAUAUUGACAUCCGCAAGGACCUGUAUGCCAACAACGUCCUCUCUGGUGGUACCACCAUGUACCCUGGUAUUGCUGACCGUAUGCAGAAGGAGAUCACUGCUCUGGCCCCCAGCACCAUGAAGAUCAAGAUCAUUGCCCCUCCUGAGCGGAAGUACUCUGUCUGGAUUGGUGGCUCCAUCCUGGCUUCCCUCUCCACCUUCCAGCAGAUGUGGAUCAGCAAACAGGAAUAUGAUGAGGCUGGCCCCUCCAUUGUCCACAGGAAAUGCUUCUAAAUGCCUGUCCUAUGUGUUCAUCUAUCCCCCUGUCUGCAUUUGUACUGUUUUGAAUACUGUAUAUACAUGUACUAUUGUAAUAAAGUUAAUUACCUGUCACACUA